Aureobasidium melanogenum CBS 110374 is the source of this 792-nucleotide messenger RNA. RefSeq lists its product as uncharacterized. NCBI's taxonomy places the organism in Eukaryota, Fungi, Ascomycota, Dothideomycetes, Dothideales, Saccotheciaceae. The transcript has a single exon. Gene Ontology annotation, molecular function: double-stranded RNA binding; ribonuclease III activity. Gene Ontology annotation, biological process: primary miRNA processing; regulation of gene expression; rRNA processing. The annotation marks the transcript as partial. The record is from RefSeq and is a predicted model, not a curated record. Gene Ontology annotation, cellular component: nucleus.
UUGCCAACGCUGCCACAAGUUCCUGAUGGCCCUUAUUCGCGGGCACCCUUCGUCCACAAGUCUAGCAGCCAACACGAUCGCACCUCAGCAGUUGGCGACAUGACAUACGAGCGUCUUGAGUUCCUGGGAGAUGCCUAUCUGGAAGUUAUCGCUACUCGUCUCAUCUUCUCGCGCUACCCUCAUCUUGCCGCUGGUCGUCAAGCACAGAUACGCGAGCGCUUGGUCAAGAACGACACAUUAACCCAAUUCAGCAUGGCCUACAAUUUCCAGGAUCGUCUAAAAGCUGGAGGGGGUGAGCGUGAACUCGGAAAGACCUCUGGAAAAAUUCUAGCCGAUGUCUUCGAGGCUUAUGUGGCUGCUGUCAUUCUCUCCGAUCCAGUAGACGGCUUCAGACGUGCAGAGACCUGGCUUACAGAGCUUUGGGCUCCUAUCCUACUCAGAGAAUUUGGUCCCAUAAGUUCAGACGGCGGAGCGACGUUCAAUGAGUACAACCAAAAUGCAAAGCAGGAACUCCAACAGAAGAUUGUCGGCAGGGAUGUCAAGCUUGAAUACCUCGAGAAUAGACCAAUGGAACAGACCAAGCACAUACAAAAAUACUUCAUCAGCUUGUUUUUGACGGGCUGGGGCUACAACAAACACCUUCUUGGCUCCGGCGAGGGUCAAAACAAGGUCGAGGCAGGUAAUCGCGCUGCCAUGGAUGCCAUGGUGAAAAGCAAAGACAUCAUUGAUGAAGCCGCUCGCAAACUCAGCGCUUUGCGUGAGCAGAGGAAGAUGGAAGCUGCUGCCAAAGAG